AUGAAUCGUCGGCGACUAGCGGGGGUUGAUGAUGAGAGCGACGACGAAAAUGGCGUCGCGUCUCCGGUGGCUGAGCCUGCCACUGUGACCGCUGACCAGACGGCAGACGAUGAUGACGAGGAGGAAAGCGAGGGCACUUACGACGGCAGCAAUGCUGGCGACGACGAUGACUCCUCGGAGGAAGAAGAAGAUGACGAGCAAGAGAUGGAAAAAGUCCGUGAAGGGUUCAUUGUGGAUGACGACGAUGGAAGCGACGACGAUGACGAUAGCGAUAGCGACAGCAGCAGCCGUCGUCGCCGCAGACGCAAGCGUAGUCGUUCUCGCCGUACGCCCGAGGAGGAAGAUGGUCUAGAGCUUGAUGAAGACGACCUUGAUCUGGUUCGGGAGGCCGCUGGCCAGGACGAGCCAGAGGGCAAGAAGUUCAAGCGGCUCAAGCGAGUUGACCAGCGAGCUGGCGGCCGCAAAGGCCUUACUGCUAUGUUCAGCGAUGAAGAAGCUGAAGGUAGCGAAGAAGGAGCUCCCAUCUCAAGACACGGUACACUUGCUGGUGAGUUUGACGACUUUAUCGAGGAUGAGGUCAGUGACGAGGAAGCUCUCCGUCGCCAGGAAGAGCGUGAAACCGCGACCCAUGUUCGCCGGCAGGCCGGCCGCCCUGGUAUUGCAGAUUUAGGAGCCCAACUUGAAGGUCUAGAUGAGGAAAAAAUCGGCGAGAUCUACGAGAUCUUUGGUGAUGGGGGUGCCUACGAUUGGGCUCUCGAGCGCGAGGACGACAUGGAGCAAGGCGAUGGCCUUUCCGAUGGAGAAGACGAAGAACGUGGCGAUCGCCCAAUUAAUCUUCAAGACGUCUUCGAACCCAGCGAGCUCGCAGCUCGAAUGCUUACCGCUGAAGACGAUGCAAUUCGUGCUGAGGAUAUGCCCGAACGCUAUCAGCUUCUUCGCCAGGGUCUCAAACAUGGUUAUGAUCUUGAUAACCAGGAGUUCCAAGAAAAGCGUGAGUGGGUGACUGCCGCUAUGGUGAAAGAACACCGUUUGCUUUUCGCCGUCAAGCCUGAACUCCGAGAACCUUUUGGCAAGGCUGUCGUAAAGGUACUCGAAUUCAUUGCAUUUGAGCGCCUCGAAGUUCCAUUUAUUUGGCACCAUCGCCAAGACUACCUUGUCAAUGUUGUAAUCAAUUCAAAUGAGCAGGACGAGGCUUCGGCUACUUCAACCGAACAGCUGUUGACCCGCGACGACCUUUGGCGUAUUGUCAUGCUCGAUAUGGACUUCCACGCUAUCAUUGAAAAAAGAAAAGCAACUCAAGAACUUUGGGAAUCUCUUGAGGUUAAAAGUUCGGACUACGAUGAGCUCGUCAGUCAGGCAAGCACGCUUGUAGAGUACCAGGAUGUCAUGGAUUGGAUCCAGUUCCGUUACUCCGCUGAGCUUCGAGCGCGUGGUUCAGAAGCAGUGAAAAGACAUUCCCGUUUUGGUGUUUACGACAGAUUGAGAGCCAGUCCACUGGCAAACCUUGCCCAGCUGACCGGAGUAGAUGCUUCUAAAUUUGCACUCAACAUCCAAGCUGAGAAGCGACUAACGUUCGUCGAUGAUCCAAGUAAGUUACCGAACGAGGUCGCUGCCGAACAGACACCUGAUUUAGAGCCUCAGACCUCUUUAGCUGCCGUUACAGACUAUUUGUCUCAAGAACUUUUCCACCACCCUCAAAUUCGUCGCUACGUCCGCAAUAAGUUUGUACAGGAAGCCAAGAUUGAUAUUGUUCUUACCGAUGAUGGACGAAAGCGGAUUGACGAGAACUCAAAGUUCGCUCGUAUCAAAUAUGCCAUCAAUUGGUCUUUCGAGGAACUCCGUCUCCGCCCAGAUCUCUACUUGACUAUGCUGGCUGCUGAGCAACAAGGCUUAGUUGUAGUCCGGGUGCAGUAUCCUCAAUACAAGACCACACUUUUUGAGCGCUUGUUGACUAGCUAUCUAUUUUCUGACGGUGUUAGCGAGGUCGCAACUCAGUGGAACGAGCUCAGACGCAGCGUUUUCAAGCAGGCCAGUCGGAAAAUUAUUCCCCUGAUUGCAAGAAAUAUCCGCGAAGACUUGCGUCAUGAUUGUUUGCGUUCUCUGUUUUUCGAGGUCCGCAAGGCCUUCAGCGAAAAACUCAACCAGGCUCCGUUUAAGCCCCCCGGAUUUUUGCCUGGUACUGUGCCCCGUGUUCUUGCCGUUUCUGCUGGUGAGGGCCAAUACCGUGAUGCAGUUCUAGCAGUGGUACUUGAUGAGGAUGGUAAUGUUGUUGAACACGCCAAACUCGGUGACAUGCGCGAUGCUGCCUUCAGAAGUGGGCUUGCCGAGCUAGCCAAACGCCGCGAAGUCGAUGUGAUUGGUGUUGGUGGAUGGACCGGUGCGACCCGCCGUCUGUUCCAGCAAGUCAGUGAAAUUGUAUCAGACGAGGGUAUUACUGUGGGCGAGAACCAAACACCUCUUGAUGUUCGUUACGUCAAUGAUGAAGUGGCCCGUUUGUAUCAGUCUUCGAAACGCGCUGAAAUCGAGUACACGGACCUUGUCCCUGUCGCACGUUACUGCGUUGGCUUGGCAAGAUACAUGCAGAGCCCACUGUUGGAAUACACAUCUUUGGGCAACGAGAUCGGUGCCGUGCAAAUCCACCCUAAUCAGUCGUUGCUUCCAAAAGACCUCUUUUUGCAGUGCACUGAAAGUUGCUUUGUUGAUUAUGUCUGCCUUGAUGGUAUCGACAUUAAUCUGGCUGUCAGGUCGCCUUACGUUGCUAACGCCGUACCUUAUAUUGCUGGUCUCGGUCCCCGGAAGGCCUCAGGUAUGUUGACUGCAAUUCAGUCACGGGGUGGAAUUAUUUCGAACCGCACCAAGCUAAUUAUUACGGAACUUACACCCAAGACCAUCUUUAUGAACUGCGCUUCUUUCUUCAAAAUUCCUCAGGACACAACUGCUUCCAAAGAGGACGACUCUGAUGUACUUGACGGCACACGUAUCCACCCAGAAGACUAUGAACUCGCUCGCAAAAUGGUUGGUGAUGCUUUGGAACUUGACGAAGAAGAUAUUGCAGCCUACGAACGAAGUGGCCGUGGCGGUGUAGUUGCCCAGCUCGACGACCCGGACCGUCUCGAUGAGCUCAUUUUGGAAGAUUAUGCUAUGGAGCUCGAGAAAUCGUUCAAGCAGAAAAAGCUUUGCACUUUGCAAAAUAUUCGGGACGAGCUCAAGGACAACUACCGCGAACUUCGCGAACCCCUCAAAGUUUUGACUGAUCGCGAGGUAUUUACUAUGCUCACCGGACACUCCCCUGACAGCUUCAAAAGUGGGGCCGUGGUUAGUGCUAUCUGCCGCCGUGUCACGAAUCGUCAACUCGUACUGAGUGUGGAUGGAGGUGUUGAUGGUGUGGCUGAGUCUGGAAAUAUUUCUGAUGACCGGUCUCAACCGGUUUCGGCCCAGUUCACCCCUGGCCAGGCUGUGCAAGCAGUUGUACAAAAUGUGGACUACAAGGCUCUUUUUGCUGGCCUCAACACAAGAGCCAGCAUUGUCAAGCGUGCUUUAGAGGAAGAGGCUGCGGCCAAUAGAAGCAUUGAUCCUGAAAAAUGGAACACUGAAGCUGAAAAGCGAGACAUUGCUGCCGCUGACCAAAAGAUCGCUCAGGAGCAACGCCAGGGACGUAUCAUCAAGCAUCCUCUUUUCCGAUUGUUCAGUGCCAAGCAGGCGGAAGAAUACCUGGCUCCCCUACAGCGUGGUGACCUGGUAAUUCGUCCAUCUAGCCGCGGCAACGAUCAUAUCACCAUCACUUGGAAGGUGGCUGAUAUGCUGUACCAACAUAUCGAUGUGAUUGAGCUGGACAAGCCCAAUGAAUACACCAUUGGACGCACCUUGAUGGUUGGCCGUUGGAAAUACAGUGAUUUGGACGAACUUAUCAUUAUGCAUAUCCAGGCAAUGGCCCGUAAGGUUGAUGAAAUGACGCGUGCUGAAAAGUUCCAGUCAGGAACUAAAGCGGAUGUUGACAAAUGGUUGACUGCGUACACGAAUGCCCGACCGAAUAAGAGUGUGUAUGCCUUCUGCUUCGACCACAAGCGACCGGGAUACUUUUUGCUGUGUUUCAAAACAGGCGCAAACGCUGAUGUUCAGCAGUGGCACGUAAAGGUGAUUCCCAACGGGUACGAGCUGAUGAACAACUCCUACCCCGAUGUGCCCAGCCUUUGCAACGGAUUCAAAAUGAUUUUUGCAGCAAAAGCUCGCACCGCCUAA
Messenger RNA from Wickerhamiella sorbophila, 4239 nucleotides. Its product is annotated as Transcription elongation factor spt6. The coding region runs from base 1 to 4239 and encodes 1412 amino acids. Gene Ontology annotation, biological process: transcription elongation-coupled chromatin remodeling; mRNA transcription by RNA polymerase II; transcription elongation by RNA polymerase II. Lineage: Eukaryota; Fungi; Ascomycota; Dipodascomycetes; Dipodascales; Trichomonascaceae. The record is from RefSeq and is a predicted model, not a curated record. Gene Ontology annotation, cellular component: transcription elongation factor complex. The transcript has a single exon. Gene Ontology annotation, molecular function: nucleosome binding; DNA binding; histone binding.